AUGAGCAGAGAGAAGUUUUCCAUAUAUAACUUGCUCUCUCUUCUGGUUCUGCUGAUCCAUGGUUUGAUUGCAGCAUCUGCUCAAGAUCUCACUGUCUUCAGUUCUUGUCAAAGCCAUUGCGGGGGAAUAGCGAUUCCUUAUCCCUUUGGAAUUGGUAAAGAUUGCUAUCUCAACAACAAUGAGUGGUAUGAAGUUAUCUGUAACCGAACCUCAGGAAACCCUCUGCCAGUUCUUAAGAGUAUCAACAGAGAACUGGUGAAUAUCUCUCUCCCGGACGACUCAAGCGAUGUCUUUGGGCUAACCCGAAUCAAGAAUCCGGUAACUUCUUUAGGCUGUUCCAAUAUGGAAGAAAUCAGCUUGGCUUUGAAUGUGACCGGGAGCCCAUUCUUCCUCACCGGCCGUAAUACUUUAGUAGCAGUUGGCUGUAACAACAAUGCCUCGAUGACUGAUGAUAAGCUGCAGAUUGGAGGAUGCGAGUCUACCUGCGACGUGGGGUUUGGUCAGAGAGGACGGAACAGAAGCUGCAACGGCUAUAGAUGUUGCCAAGCGAAGAUACUCUCUGACCGUCUGCAACAGAUUGGCAUCAAGAUAGAGAGUCUUGAUGACGAGGCAUAUUCUCCUUUAAAUAUAACCGAACCAGCUUUGUUUUACGAUAAGGGAUAUGGAACGGUGGAGUUAGGUUGGUUCAUAGAUAGGUUACACAAUAUGUCCGUUGUACUGGGGUUUGCUAUUCAAUUACCGAGGGUACAAGCGGUUGGAGUUACAAGCGAAGCUAUAGAAGCUGCAGGUGUAACAGUGGCUACAGAGGCAAUCCAUAUCUCUCGAGUGGAUGUACAGAUAUUGAUGAGUGUGAAGAAGCCAAAGCUGAAGGAAGCAACCAUUGUGGGAAAGGGUAUGAUUGUGAGAAUAUCCCAGGAAACUUUAGGUGUAAAUCCAACAAAAACAAAAGACUAGCCAUCAUUCUUGGUAUUAGUCUAGGCUUUGGCUUGUUGGUAGCCAUUGGAGCAUGGUGGUUGUAUAAGUUUAUCAGAAAGCAAAGGGAGAUAAAGCGGAAGAAGUUCUCUAAGCUUAAUGGAGGACUAUUGAUGCAACAACAAUUGGUUUCUAACGAAGGCAACAUUGAGAAUACAAGAGUAUUCAGCUCGAAAGAAUUGGAGAGAGCCACAGAAAACAAGAGUAUUGCAACAUAGAAGAUCCUUGGAACGUUUGUACUGAUUCUUCCUCCAACAUCACCACCACAUCUUCAUUUGGUCGAAACAUUGUGACCAUCAGAGACCACUAGAUGUAACCGUAUCAUUUGAAAUUUUGGU
Arabidopsis thaliana (thale cress) is the source of this 1310-nucleotide messenger RNA. It is a transcript of the gene WAKL7, whose product is annotated as wall associated kinase-like 7. The transcript has 5 exons. The record is from RefSeq and is marked reviewed. The coding region runs from base 1 to 954 and encodes 317 amino acids. Lineage: Eukaryota; Viridiplantae; Streptophyta; Magnoliopsida; Brassicales; Brassicaceae.